Kalmanozyma brasiliensis GHG001 is the source of this 1170-nucleotide messenger RNA. RefSeq names its product Alanine dehydrogenase/pyridine nucleotide transhydrogenase, N-terminal. Gene Ontology annotation, cellular component: cytoplasm. The coding region runs from base 1 to 1170 and encodes 389 amino acids. Gene Ontology annotation, molecular function: saccharopine dehydrogenase (NAD+, L-lysine-forming) activity. The transcript has a single exon. Lineage: Eukaryota; Fungi; Basidiomycota; Ustilaginomycetes; Ustilaginales. The record is from RefSeq and is a predicted model, not a curated record.
AUGUCUGCCAAACAACCCCUCUACCUGCGCUGCGAGAUGAAGCCGGCCGAGCACCGCGCCGCGCUCACCCCGACCACCGCCAAGAAGCUCAUCGAUGCUGGAUUCGAGAUCACGGUCGAGUCCGACCCGCAGCGCAUCUUUGACGACAAGGAGUACUCGGAUGUCGGCUGCAAGCUGGCCCCCCACAACACAUUCCACAGCCUCCCCGCCGAGAUCCCCAUCAUCGGCCUCAAGGAGCUCGAGGAGCCCGGGCCGGAUCUGCCGCACACGCACAUCCAGUUUGCGCACUGCUACAAGAAGCAGGCUGGCUGGGUCGACGUUUUGGGUCGCUUCAAGCGCGGAGGUGGAAAGCUGUACGAUUUGGAGUUUUUGGAGGACGCCAACGGACGCCGGGUGGCUGCGUUCGGGUGGCACGCCGGGUUCGCCGGUGCCGCACUCGGACUGCUGGCACUGGCGGAGCAAGUUCAGGGCGAGCAGCGACGACUUGGAGCGCAGAAGGCGUACCCGAACGAACAGGCGCUCAUCGCACACGCCAAGAAGCAGAUCGAACAUAUCAAGAAGAGCCGCCCAGACGGCAAGGUCAAGGCGCUCGUCGUUGGCGCUCUCGGUCGAUGCGGUCGUGGUGCCAUCGACUUUUUCGAAAAAGCCGGCGUCGCAUCCGACGACAUUGUUCGCUGGGACAUGGCAGAGACCUCCGCCAAGCACGGCCCCUACCAAGAGCUGCUCGACGUCGACAUCUUUGUCAACUGCAUCUACCUGACGAGCAAGAUCCCGCCGUUCCUCGACCAACCCACCAUCCAGGCUGCCGGUCCUUCCCGCCGACUCGGCGUUGUGGUCGACGUUUCGUGCGACACCACCAACCCUAACAACCCUCUUCCGAUUUACGAUAUCAACACGACGUUCGACAAGCCUACGGUGGACGUCAAGACGGGCGAGGGCAACCCAGCACUGACGGUCAUCUCGAUCGACCACCUGCCCACCCUGCUGCCAAGGGAGAGCUCCGAGGGCUUCAGCAACGAUCUCCUGCCCAGCUUGCUGCAGCUCAGGGAGGUGCUCGGUAAGGACACCACCCAGCUGGACACCUUGGAGGAGGGCAAGGGCGCCGUGUGGCAGCGAGCAGAGAAGCUGUUCCGACACCACCUGGCCGAAGCUGAGAAGCAGGGUGCUUGA